ACAAAGUCCACAGCCCAAUGAACAAAAAAUUGAAGGGUAUGUGCGGCGGCAAGGGUUUUGCAGGCUGAGGCUGACGGAAGAAGACGACGGAGCGAUUCUCCAAGGAAGGAAAGGAGACCAAAAUGAAGUCGGUGGUGGGGAUGGUGGUCUCCAACAAGAUGCAGAAGUCGGUUGUGGUGGCGGUCGACCGUCUCUUCCACCACAAGCUCUACAACCGCUACGUCAAGCGCACCUCCAAAUUCAUGGCUCACGACGAGGCAAAUCAGUGCAAUAUCGGCGAUCGAGUGAGGCUGGAUCCUUCGCGGCCGCUGAGCAAGCGGAAGCAUUGGGUUGUGGCUGAGAUUCUCAAGAAGGCCAGGAUAUAUACGCCGCCGUCUGCUGUUAAGGACGCUUCUGCGCCUGAUGCUGCUUAAGAACUGGUUAAUAUGUUGUCAAUAGAGAUGAAACACUUUCAUUAGGCCGUGUGUCGGGCAGUCGGCUGAAGAUGAUAAGGUAACUUAGUAUGCUUUCUUAAUCAUUACAAUUUUUUUUUAACUUUUUUUUUCUUCGAGGUUGAAUGUGUUUUCCAAUGUGCAUGUCGAAUAUAAGAACAAAGUGAAAUUUUUUUAGUACUUGUAUUCUAUCCGGAGCAACUUGAA
Andrographis paniculata is the source of this 638-nucleotide messenger RNA. RefSeq lists its product as uncharacterized. The coding region runs from base 123 to 413 and encodes 96 amino acids. Gene Ontology annotation, cellular component: ribosome. The transcript has 3 exons. Lineage: Eukaryota; Viridiplantae; Streptophyta; Magnoliopsida; Lamiales; Acanthaceae. The record is from RefSeq and is a predicted model, not a curated record. Gene Ontology annotation, molecular function: structural constituent of ribosome. Gene Ontology annotation, biological process: translation.